CUGACGCUCGAUCACUGGCGCGUUUCACUCGCACGAUCGCGCGUGUUUACGCACGGGCCCAUUUCCCAUGCCUGCUCUUUCAUGUCGUGUGCUUUACCCUUUAUUCCUUUAUUCGAAGGCUGCGUACGGAUCCUCGGGUAGCAGUUUCAGCUAUCACUAACCUGUAGGCUGGUCAGCAGAGGGGUGCGGAGCACUGGAGAAUUUGUUUCAGUGGAAUUACCGUCGUGUAGCGUAUGUGUAGGCAGCGACCGGGACAGUUAUGCUGCUUCGAGGGAUAUACAGGUAGUCUUCCGAUAAUUCAAAAAUUUUUUUGUCUGUUCUUCUGAAGUAGUAUUCUGGCUGCAGUUCGUGCCGUUGGCAUGCAGAGCAUGCGACCGGCGCUCGUAUCCCGAAACGAAGGCAGGUCAUCGUCUUCGUCUCGCACCUAUCCCCUGCUGGAUUGCCGUAUCAUCGCGCCUAUUAUACAGAUCUAUCGCGGAUUAUGAUGUUAUAUCGCCGAGAGCGUCGAAGGUGAACGCAGUCGUGAGUGGACAUACACCUGGAUGCACUCCGGCGGCCGUGAGUAAGCCAUCCUACGUUGCACGUGCUUUGGAACACCGAAUCGUCCACGCCGUUUUCGGUUACCUUGGGUGUGUGUGUACUUCAUUGACUCGCAAAUAUCUGCGCACGGUGUUUAGACCAUUCCCUUCCAAACUUUGCUUGUUGUGUGACAUUUGACUAUGGCUAUAGGAGGCUGGCUGGGCGGAGGUGCCGAAACGACCCUGCUGCAUGCAUACCUAGGCUCUUCUGGAGAUGCGUCCCGCACGAUGAUGGGUAGAACGGAACCAUCAAAUCAUUCGAACGGUGAGCGGAAACGCUGCUAUCUAGACUCACUGCACAAGGUUCGCCGUAGCAACGCAGCGCGCGGUGCAGGCAUGGUGCGUUCGUUGACCGGCUCGCUUAGGGCCAUGUGCGCUUCCGCAGUGGCGACGGCACGUUCUUACCUCGAACAUCCUUCGGGUCUCGAAGACGGUUCGAGUUCCGAUCCAGUCGAGGAGCAGCGGCGGACAUGACCCCACUGCCGUCGACACCACCAUCCGCAGCAAGUCCAGCAAAAGCGGUGUGACGGUGCCGGCGUAAAAGUACCGACGUGUAUCGACUACGGUUUCAGACGGAAGUGGUGUUCGACCAGUGCCGCGUGGACGCCCGCUGUGUGUGCCGGUGUUGUGGCUGUGCUGUGCUACAUCAACUCACUGGAUGGCGAGUUUGUGCAUGACGAUAUGGUGGCGGUGGUGGGGAACCCCGAUGUCACCGGUGAGAACAGGCGACACGCGUUGACGCUGCCGUCGUCGCUCUGGAUGAACGAUUUAUGGGGUCGACCGAUGGCUGAUCCCAGGAGCCAUAAGUCAUACCGGCCGCUCACAGUGCUCAGCUUCAGGGCCAACUUCUACGCAAAUGGACGCCAGGUACGCGGCUACCACAUGGUUAACGUAGUUCUGCACUGCGCAUGCUCAGUGCUGGUGGCCGUCAUCGCCCGCUGCAUCAUGCGGAUAACGGCCCUCCAUGCGUGCUUCGCGGCGACGCUCUUCGCUGCGCAUCCUGUGCACACCGAGGCCGUGUCGAGCAUUGUGGGCCGAGCCGAAGUGCUGUGCUGUUUCUUCUUUCUGCUGUCGUUCCUUUGCUACCACUGCUGCCAAGUUUCCAGCGAUGGCCGAGGAGGACACGGAAGUGCGAAGUGGCUCGCAGCCUGCGGUCUACUCUCCGUGUGUGCAUUGCUUUCCAAAGAGCAAGGCAUCACCGUACUGCCGUUGUGCAUAGCCCUGAGGAUACGCACAUUAGUCGUCGAUGCUACGCGUCCAGAACGACACACGCAGUGCCACAAGGCUCACCGACGACGGUGGCCAAUCUGCAGGCACUGCCUACGCGAAAUUGCCUACAGAUGCCUCACGGAUCGUGACCUUGCUGCUCUUGCAGCAUUGACGGCAUUACUUCUGUGCUUCAGGCUAUGGAUUCUACAGGGAAGCUUCCCCGAAUUUUCUGCGAUGGACAACCCUGCGUCGUUCUCACCGAUGAGUACAACCAGGCUGCUGACUUACAGCUACCUAUGCGCCUUCAACGCCUGGCUCGUCUUGUGUCCACGUACCCUGUCUUACGAUUGGCAGAUGGGCAGCAUACCUCUCGUGACGUCACCGUUCGACCCAAGGAAUCUGGCAACACUGGCGAUACUUGUUUCGCUAGCAGCCCUCGCCUGGCGGGCCUUGAUUUCAUCGCAACAAAAAGACAGCGCUGCUGGUGGGUCAAGACAGCAGUGCUGCUGCUACUACAGCACAGCUGAGCAAGUGCACGAGCCUUCUUCAAGAUUAGUAGUGCCACUCCUUCUGACUGUGCUGCCUUUCCUUCCGGCGUCCAACCUCUUUGUGACCGUCGGCUUCGUUGUCGCCGAGAGAGUUCUCUACAUUCCCAGCAUCGGCGUGACUCUACUCGUUGCUGAAGGAUUAUGCCGUCUUCACACGCGGUGCUCUCGAGUGAUCCAGUGGGGCAGCUUGUCUUCCUGCUUCGUUCUAGUUCUGCUGUUUGCUGCACGUACAUGGAGCAGAAACGGCGUGUGGGUCUCCAGAGAGGCCCUGUUCGAAUCAGGCAUCAAGGACCUUCCAGAAAACGCAAAGAUGCACUACAACUACGCUAAUCUGCAGAAAGACAUUGGAAACUCCGAUCUAGCCGUCAAGCAUUACAGGCUGGCGAUCGAGUUGUGGCCAGAGCACGCCAGCGCGCACAAUAACUUGGGCACUGUACUAACGUCGACCGAAGAAUCCGAACAUCACUUCCGGUACGCCUUGCGUGUCAAUCCAAAUCAUCCAGGGGCUCAUUUUAACCUCGCCAAUAUCUACAGCAAGCAAGGCCAAAAGGAGGUUGCCCGGACUCUGCUGGAGCGUGCGGUAGAGCUGGAGCCGGAUUUCUGCGAGGCCUACUCGUCGCUGGCAACGCUCGCUGCGGAAAGGGGACUUGCUGAAGCCGAGAGGCUGCACCAGAUGGCGCUGAGCAGCGACGAUCGAAAUGCGGACGCCCGCAACAACUAUGGAACAUUCCUUCAAUCACACGGUGAGCCCGAUUCUAUGGCUGAUCAGUACCAGCAAGCUCUCGACCUCCAGCAAAACCACACCGUGGCACUCCUUAAUGCAGCUAGAAGCCUACGGAGCAUGAACCUGAACAUGCAGGCGGAGAGCCUCUACAAGAGGGCUCUCGCUGUUGAGCCAGACCCUCAGGUGAUGGACAACCUCGCCGUGUUCUACGUCAGCGCUGGUCGCCUGGACGAAGCGAGGCAGCUCUUCGAAGAAAUUCAUCGGCUCUUUCCAGAACACCGUGACAGCAACGUCCAUCAUGCUCAGCUUCUCAUUCGCCUUCGGAGCUUCCGAGUGGCUGAGGACCUUCUUCUAGACGUCAUCGAGAAUAACAGCACGGACAGGGCGGCCUUGCACACGGCUGCUCUAUUGUACAACCACAUCAACCGCACAGUCGAGGCACUGGACUACGUACUGAAGGCUCUAAAGCUUUGCGACGUUGAUGACCUGCUCUGUGCUAGAAUACACAGUGAUCAUGGCGACAUACUCAAGGACUUGGGUGACCUCAGCUCUUCAGCCCAGAGUUACGAAGUCGCUAUUCGUCUCGAUCCAAAUCUCGCUCAUGCACAUCUGAAUCUCGCCGUGAUAAGGCACUUAGAGAAUGACUACUCUGGCGCUUUUCGACACUACCAGGUGGCCCUGUCUCUCGAUCCAAAGAACAAGCUCAUCAUAGACAACAUGGCCAAAUUAAGGCGGCGAAUUACUAAGCCACUGCCUUUCCACGACUGCGUUUAGAACGGAAUGUGUCGUCUUAAUGCAUUUACUGUGCUGCUUUUCUGCAUAGAAACAAUUCAUGCUUUGACUGUAUGUUUGGGCUGGAUUGACACUCUUUCACUUUUUAUCUUUUGCAACUUUAUCAUUGAAAACUCAGACGCUCUGUAAAUGCAUUCGAAGGGUGGUAUAAUAACAUCAGGGCUCGUUAACAACGAUUCUGGAAAUUUAACUUUUUGCUUUACACAAAUUGAGCUUUAAGCACGGUUGUCCUUUCCAAGAUGUUGCUAAUGCCACCUACAAAUACGAUACAGAUUGUGGAGUUUUCUGUUGCUGAUGGGAACGCUAAUAACUUUCCAAAAGUAUUCGUGGAAGCCGUGUAAAUCUGUCGGCUGCAAAUAUCCAAAAGCAGUGAAAAGCCUGUUUUCAUACACCCUUCUUAUAAAUGGCACGGUGUAAUUGUGAACCCGCCAUACCAUAUUGCUGUGCCAUUUUGGGAAUUCAAUUGAUUUUACGAUUGGUCUAAUACAGCAUUCCUCGAAAUUUCACUAGUGAUCCUACAUUUUCUGCCUUCCUUUAAUGUGCGGGAAGAAUAUUACUCUGCAAAAGAUUUGCCGCAUGAGUCAACAGUGAAUGUGAACGAAAGUGAAUGAAGACUGUGAUCCUCUGUCAUAUAGGCCUAUCAUCACACAUUUCCAGCACACGCAAAAAAAAAGACUCCACAAGAGAAACUUGCUUACGCAUUGGUUCAUGUUUGUCAUCCUGUUUAUUUGCCCUUUUUUGCCACAAGCUACGUUAAUUCCUGUAAAAGGAAGUACCAUUUGUUCGAGUGGUGGCAUAAGACUAUGCAACAACGUGCCUAGACUUCCAACCCUCAUGUUAGUAAGGGCGACAUUGCAGCACUGCUCGCUCGAAGAGUGAGAGAUUUGCUCAGAUGUGUUGCUGUAUGACUGGUAUUGCUGGUAGGAUGGAUAGUUGGGCGUGUUGGUUGAGCAUGACCUAAACUUCAAGGCACAAAUACGACGACGGACCAAGAGACAUACACACACACGUGCAGCCUGUGUGUGUGUUUCUCUCUUUGUCCGUCGUCGUAUUUGUGCCUUGUCCUUCAGAUCAUGACAUUGCUGGACCGUUUUAUGGACGCUUCAUCAUUCAGCGGUGUAUACAUGACAUUCCACGACGGUGAAAUUCCAGAAAGAAAUGUCGCCAUACGGUCUAGAAAGGUUUUCUUUUUACGCGGCUGGUUGAAGAAAUCAAUAAUUGCUCAAGUUCACUCUUGUGAUAUUACAGAGAUAAAAAGAGCAAAUAAGCCUCCUUAGGCUAUGCCAACACUUCUGGACACUCUGCAGAAAACAACGCCUUGAUUUUUCUUUCUGCUCUUGCUUUGAAAUUGUAAUCCGGGUUGCUUCAUUGGCGCAACUUCGUACGUAUGCGGCCUUUGUGUAAAGCAAAUGGGCUUUGCAAGAUUGAAAAGCUGAGUUUUAGUAAGCUUUUCUCUGAUGCGUUUCAUAACAAAAACCUUGAUGUGGGUCUCUGUGUACUGUAGGUGUUUAUUGUACCCAAAAUAUUUCACGCAUUGGAUAUGCCACCUUCCUUACACUAUAGCUGCAUAGCGGCGUCUCGAUUGCGAGACGACCUUGCAAGAGCCGUUAAUUACGUCGCCUUACUUAACUAGAGCCUUGCACGGGUAGCCCCUCUUCUAGAAGAGUGUUUCACUGUGUGAAUCAUUUGGCAACUUCCGCGAAUGCUAGGUGUACAUCGAUAUUGUUGCUUGCUGACGUGGAAUCAUUUCAACUAAUGCUGUGUUUUUAUAGCCGACGAGCAAUGAUGCCAUCGAGCCCUUUGCGGUUUGCGUGAUGUUGUGUCUUCGGGAGAAGUCAUAGUUUUCUUACCAUGGUAAAGGUGAAUGUUCGUUUGGUAGAGUUAUUUUUCUUAAAUCCCAAUGAAUUGGAAUGGACAAUGUAUGCGCCCCAUACGUAUGCUUGUCUGUCGUCACGUAUAAGAGUGCCAUUGCUGGAGUUAUCGUUUCAAAUCUGCGCGGCUGAGUGUUAUUUGUGCGUAAACAAGUUUGUAGAAAAUGUCGUGCCGUCAUGUUAUCCCACAUUUUGAAAGAAAAACUGCGAUGCCU
This is a messenger RNA of Dermacentor silvarum, 5937 nucleotides long. Its product is annotated as protein O-mannosyl-transferase TMTC1-like. Gene Ontology annotation, molecular function: protein binding; mannosyltransferase activity. NCBI's taxonomy places the organism in Eukaryota, Metazoa, Arthropoda, Arachnida, Ixodida, Ixodidae. Gene Ontology annotation, biological process: protein O-linked glycosylation via mannose. The record is from RefSeq and is a predicted model, not a curated record.